Homo sapiens (human) is the source of this 5418-nucleotide messenger RNA. RefSeq names its product RAS guanyl releasing protein 1 (gene RASGRP1). The record is from RefSeq and is a predicted model, not a curated record. Gene Ontology annotation, molecular function: GTPase regulator activity; calcium ion binding; guanyl-nucleotide exchange factor activity. The transcript has 16 exons. Gene Ontology annotation, biological process: positive regulation of T cell differentiation in thymus; leukocyte activation; positive regulation of immune system process. Lineage: Eukaryota; Metazoa; Chordata; Mammalia; Primates; Hominidae. Gene Ontology annotation, cellular component: endoplasmic reticulum membrane; Golgi membrane; cytosol. Bases 487 to 2967 code for a protein of 826 amino acids.
CUCACUUCCUGCACUUGAGUCCUCAGUCUUUGACUUCUCCCCCAAGGUCCUUAACGAUGAUUCUGAGGCUGCCUGACCUUGUGUAGUAUCUCAGGUAUUGCUCAAGAUUAAUGAAGUUAGCCAAAGAUGAUCUCGAACUCCCGACCUCAGGUGAUACACCCGCCUUGGCCUCCCAAGGUGCUGGGAUUACAGACGUGAGCCACCAUGCCCUGCCAAAGUUAGCCAAAGAAACCAAUGUAAAUAAUUUUUAAGAUUCAAGUCAGUGGCUUAGUAGCUGAAAAAAUGUAUACAUUGCUGGGAGCUAAGGACUGCCAAGAUAGUCUUGCCUCUGCCAUUCCCCUUCAGGAAGUGGGAGACAGUAGGACAGAGCAAUCCUAAUGCCAGGAUGAAGAGCACUAGUUGCAACCCUGAAAUCUCACCUUUGCUGGGGAGAUGUCUCUUUAACAGCCAACCAGUCAUUUGGUGCAUUUGCCAAGUGGGAGGGGUAUGGCUUCUAUCAGCCCAGCUCCUGAGAUUAAUUGUCUUAUCUCCAUUCCCUUCCUCUCCAAUCUGCCUUCAGAGCGUGGAGCUGCCCGUUUGUCCCCUCACUGCCUUCUCUCUUUCCCCAGGAAACCUUCCCAUGGCUGCAGAGCUGCCUCUAAAGCAAGACUAGAGGCAAAGCCAGCCAACAGCCCCUUCCCCUCCCAUCCCAGCUUGGCCCACAUCACCCAGUUCCGAAUGAUGGUGUCUCUGGGACAUUUAGCCAAAGGAGCCAGCCUGGACGAUCUCAUUGACAGCUGCAUUCAAUCUUUUGAUGCAGAUGGAAACCUGUGUCGAAGUAACCAACUGUUGCAAGUCAUGCUGACCAUGCACCGAAUUGUCAUCUCCUCUGCAGAACUGCUCCAAAAAGUUAUCACCCUCUAUAAGGAUGCUUUGGCAAAGAAUUCACCAGGACUUUGCCUGAAGAUCUGUUAUUUUGUAAGGUAUUGGAUAACAGAAUUCUGGGUCAUGUUUAAAAUGGACGCCAGCUUGACAGACACUAUGGAGGAGUUUCAGGAACUGGUGAAAGCUAAGGGUGAGGAGUUACAUUGCCGCCUGAUUGACACAACUCAAAUCAAUGCCCGUGACUGGUCCAGGAAACUUACUCAAAGGAUAAAAUCAAAUACCAGCAAGAAACGGAAAGUCUCCCUGCUCUUUGACCAUCUGGAACCAGAAGAGCUAUCCGAGCACCUCACCUACCUUGAGUUCAAGUCUUUCCGGAGGAUAUCGUUCUCUGAUUAUCAGAAUUACCUUGUAAAUAGCUGUGUGAAGGAAAACCCCACCAUGGAGCGAUCUAUUGCUCUGUGCAACGGCAUCUCCCAGUGGGUACAACUGAUGGUUCUCAGCCGCCCCACGCCGCAGCUCCGAGCAGAAGUCUUCAUCAAGUUCAUCCAGGUGGCUCAGAAGCUCCACCAACUACAGAACUUCAAUACACUGAUGGCUGUGAUAGGUGGGCUGUGUCACAGCUCAAUCUCGAGGCUCAAGGAGACAAGUUCGCAUGUCCCACAUGAAAUCAAUAAGGUUCUCGGUGAGAUGACUGAGCUGCUGUCCUCCUCCAGAAACUACGACAAUUACCGGCGAGCCUAUGGAGAGUGCACCGACUUCAAGAUCCCCAUUCUGGGUGUGCAUCUCAAGGACCUCAUCUCCCUGUAUGAAGCCAUGCCUGACUAUCUGGAGGACGGGAAAGUGAACGUCCAUAAGCUACUGGCCCUAUACAAUCAUAUCAGUGAAUUGGUCCAGCUGCAAGAGGUGGCCCCACCCUUGGAGGCUAACAAGGACUUGGUACACUUGCUGACGUUAUCCCUGGAUCUUUACUACACUGAGGAUGAAAUCUAUGAGCUUUCCUAUGCCCGGGAACCAAGGAACCACAGAGCUCCACCACUAACACCUUCAAAGCCACCAGUAGUAGUGGACUGGGCUUCUGGAGUGUCUCCCAAACCUGAUCCAAAAACCAUUAGCAAACACGUCCAGAGGAUGGUGGAUUCUGUCUUCAAGAACUAUGAUCACGACCAGGAUGGAUACAUUUCUCAGGAAGAAUUUGAAAAGAUUGCUGCGAGUUUUCCAUUUUCCUUCUGUGUGAUGGACAAAGACAGGGAAGGCCUCAUCAGCAGGGAUGAGAUCACAGCCUACUUCAUGAGAGCCAGCUCAAUCUAUUCCAAGCUGGGCCUGGGCUUUCCUCACAACUUCCAAGAGACCACCUACCUGAAGCCCACUUUUUGUGACAACUGUGCUGGAUUUCUCUGGGGAGUGAUCAAACAAGGAUAUCGAUGUAAAGACUGCGGGAUGAACUGUCACAAACAAUGCAAAGAUCUGGUUGUGUUUGAGUGUAAGAAGCGAGCCAAGAACCCAGUAGCUCCCACAGAGAACAACACUUCUGUGGGGCCAGUGUCCAACCUUUGCUCAUUGGGAGCCAAAGAUCUGCUCCAUGCACCUGAGGAAGGACCUUUUACAUUCCCUAAUGGGGAGGCUGUGGAACAUGGUGAGGAGAGUAAGGAUCGGACCAUCAUGCUGAUGGGAGUGUCCUCACAGAAGAUUUCUCUUCGGCUGAAGAGGGCUGUUGCCCACAAGGCCACCCAGACUGAAUCACAGCCUUGGAUUGGCAGUGAGGGCCCUUCAGGUCCCUUUGUGCUGUCUUCCCCAAGGAAGACAGCCCAGGAUACUCUAUAUGUGCUUCCCAGUCCCACCUCUCCAUGUCCUAGCCCAGUCUUGGUCAGAAAGCGGGCUUUUGUCAAGUGGGAGAAUAAAGACUCCCUCAUAAAAUCAAAGGAGGAGCUCCGUCACCUCAGACUGCCUACCUACCAAGAACUGGAACAGGAAAUAAAUACUCUGAAAGCAGAUAAUGAUGCCCUAAAGAUCCAACUGAAAUAUGCACAGAAGAAAAUAGAAUCCCUCCAGCUUGAAAAAAGCAAUCAUGUCUUAGCUCAAAUGGAGCAGGGUGACUGUUCUUAGCCCAGAAACUAAGUAGCACAAUCUGUAGAUGAGUAUAGUGAUCUCAUUUCCUAAACUGUAAUGCACAGACCUGAGGAACUUUACACUGACCAGCUUUAAAACAGUACUUUAAAAGGAAAAGCCUGUUACUGUUUAUUUACCUAAAAGAUUCCUAAUGUGCAGCACUGUUUUCUCUUUCAGUUAGUUGACUCAAAGGGGGAAAACUAAAGAAUGCAAAACUUUUGCUAUUCAUACCACUGAUGUUCAUCAAAAGUAUGCGAUCUAAAACAUGACUAUCAUUUCCUGACAAUGGGGCAUCUCGGUGGCCUGCCUGGCUGAUUCUUCCUUAAAACUAAAAUCUCUGGAAAAUGGAUUUGCUUCUUACCCUGUGUUUUCUGCAAACUGACUUACUUUGUUCCAGCCAAAGCUUGCUAAUAAUAGAAAACUACCCAUAUUCCAAAAGUAGAUUUCCUCUGUAUCCCAGCAUACUUUGUGAACCUGGCUCCUUCUUCACUACCUCAGAUCUAAUCAAUUAGUCCAUGUACCCUCCUUCCUCACUACAGUCAUAACACAUGAGCAUAUCUACCUAGAAGCCAAUUUCUACUGAUGUAGCCACAACUUUUUAGAGGCCUAUUAAACAUGACGUUAUCCAAUUGCAGGUCAACUUAUAGUUGUAGCCUUACAACUUACAGGCAUCAGAAAAUAAGUAAUCAAAUUAGGUACCUGGAAACAUAGCUAUUACCAUCUCAUAUUACUGUCUAAUUAAAAUAAACAUAACGCAAACAUGUUUGUCCUUAUAUAUUCUACAGUGGAUAGAAUUAGGAAUUGAUGGCUUAAAAAAAAAAGUCUAUGAAGAGUCUGUUUAACUCUUCAUGUUCCAUCUUUCUCUUCUGAAGUAAACUAUUUUGAAAGUUCUCUUUUUGAAAUGAAUUUGUGCUUAACUGUCUUCACUAUUAAUACUAUUUAGAAAUAAGCUAAUUGGAUCAGUGGCUUAAAUAAUAGCUGACUGUGUGUACAUAUGUAUAUAAUAUGUAUAUACAAUAUCAGGCAUGCAUGUGGCUUGGAAUUUUGUUUCCUCCAUAAAAUGUGGAAGUGAAUUAAACAAGUUUUAGUCAUUUAUACAAAGUCACAAAUAUAAAGUUCAGUUUGUCACAAGAUUAAAUUGCUCACAAGGUAAAAUUGUAUUGUUUGGCAAAAUCACAAGUAACAAUCCUGUGAGUUUUCUAUUAUGAAGGUUAAUAAUAAAUGGGCUCAUUUAGUUGCCUGGGCACCUAUUCACAAAUUCAUUUGUCAGCCUCUUUUUAGUUCUCUUAAAAAAAAAAAAAUCAUAUGAUCAUUUUCCUUUUUGGGGGUACUUAGCUUCCAUGCCUAUAAAGUCUGGUACCAGACUGACUUGAAAUUCAUAAACAAGUUGUCCAAUUGCCAAGAAUAUGUUAACAAUUAAAAGUUCCAAACUAAAGCCAAUAGCACCAAGUCUUCAUAAGAAUACAAAGUAUACAUACAGUAUUGCUUACCUGGAGGAUUCAGAUCAUUUAGGAAUUCUCUUUGAUGAAAGAUCAGUUCCCAUUUGAGUUCCUCCUUGCACUGAGUUUUAGUGAUAUAGAACUAGCUUGUAGUUAGUGUUUCAUUACAUUAUAAAGAAUAGUUUUACACACGUAUUUACCGUUUUCCAAAUUUAAACUCAGAAAUACCCAAAGCAGGCCUGCUUAAGCCCACUACCUGGCAUAUAAACUUAUAGUAACACUUUGUUACUUUCUUUUUAAUAGGACAAGCAUGAGUUAGGACAAACUCUAAAAAUUCAUAUUCUUCACUAUUCUUGUUUUCCUUUGAUUGAUAUAGACCAAAGAUGGUGUACUCUAAUUUUUUAAAACAGUAAUGGAACACAAUUUUUUUCAUUCUUCCUCCUCUCCAUUCGAAGUAAAGAUCCCCAGUUAGUUUUUAUAUAAAUAAUCUAUAGGGAUUCAAAAGGUGUCACAGUCCACUUAAUUAGUCAAAUUAGCAAUGGCUAAACAGUAUCAAGUACUGCAGAAUUUAUCACUGAAAUGGAUAAGAGGAAAUAGUUUAGUCACAGGUUUUUACAGUCCAGCAAGGGCCAAAGAGGUAUAGUAUACAAGUUAAUAGUAUUUGUGUUGAGCAACAUGGGGCUAGUGGGAUCACAGAAAUCUGGAAAAAAAAAAAAAAGGCUUUGGCUUAUCAAGCCUAGUGUAAAUUUCUGCAUCUCACACGACUUUAGUUUGGCCAGGUAUUUAUCUGCCAAAACAAGGACAAAUCUUGUUGUAUUAACAGCAGGGUCACUUCUCAUUUUCUUUGCUGACUUACCUUUUUACUGACCGUUGUGAAUUUCUGUCUCAAAAUGUAUAAUAUAGAAAUGCAAGAAAAAAACAAAUGUACAGAUUGUAAAGUUUUUUGAUACCUAAUGUAAGUUUUCUUUGUGUAAUAUUUAUAUGAUAAAAGACAUUAGGAUCCCUACAA